GUGCAGAGUGCUCAUAAGUAAUUAAACAGAUGCACAUUGACAUUUUUGCACAUUACUAAACUGUGUCUGUGGCAUCAUUGUUUUUUAUUAUUCUGUCCCUCAAUAUAUAAUGCCUACUAUAAUUAUUUUAUUCUACACUAUGUGGCUCUGUUGUCUCGUUGUUUUUAAAAGAUAAGAUGUUUCUUAAUUAUUCCCACAACAGCAAAUUUUCAGUGUAAACUUGAGCUUGAAUUAUCUCCAAUAUCAGAAAUCAAUGCAUUUUCAGCCUACUGUGGCUAAAGAGCUUUGACCAACCUCUCUUGAAACAGAUGAUGGAUGACGCAAUUUUUCAUAAACAUUUUCUUACCUUUUAUUCAAUACAGCGGUUAAAAUCACUGAUGAUGGAUGCCACAUCAGAAGCUGGAGUUCUUCAUCCCUACUGGCCUCGGGACCUUUUGAUUCCCACCUAUGUGGCCAAUGACCGAUCCAUGUCAGAGAUCCUCGUGUUCCUUUUUUCUGUGUCUGGUGUGUUUAUGCUUGUGACGUGGCUGAUCACUGGCCAGAGAGAAAGGCUGGGGACAUGGAGGCGUCUGGCUGUGUGCUGGUUUGCCGUUUGUGGUUUCGUCCAUGGAAUCAUUGAGGGAUGGUUCUCGCUGUAUUAUGAUGUUAUUGCAGGGGACCAGAGCUUCCUGUCACAGCUAUGGAAGGAGUACUCCAAAGGAGACAGUCGUUAUAUAAUAGCGGAUAAUUUCACUGUCUGUAUGGAGACUGUGACUGCAUGGUUAUGGGGACCUUUCAGUUUGUGGGCUGUAUUUGCCUUCUUAACGAACAAGCCCUACAGAUUUGUUCUGCAACUCAUCAUUUCAAUAGGUCAGCUGUAUGGUGUAGUGCUUUACUUCUACACGGAGCACAGAGAUGGUUAUUCUCACACUGAGCUGGGACACCCGAUCUACUUCUGGUUCUACUUUACGUUCAUGAACAUGCUGUGGUUCAUCAUUCCGCUGAUGCUCAUUGUGGAUGCAUGGAAACAGCUGUCAGCAGCCCAGACACACACUGACAACACAAAGCCGAAGAGGAACUGAACUGGACAAACUUUGGAACUGUAGGACAAUUACUACAGGAGACAUAAGGGAACUGGGAGAAAGAGAAAAGAGAGAAAAAACAGUGUCCAAAGAUGGGGAAAAUAAAUCGAUACUUGUUAUUGUUAUCUAGAGUUUCUCAUGCUGUACCUGUAAACCUGCAACAUGUUCCUUGUGCAUUGUGGGAUCUUGGGAAGAAUUGCAAUCAAUACUAUCUUAAUUUUGUUAACAUUUUACACAGCUUCAUGAAUGGACUUAACACUGCCUUUACUCAUAUAAAUUGCCUCCUUCACAUGGAA
Centropristis striata (black sea bass) is the source of this 1357-nucleotide messenger RNA. RefSeq names its product EBP cholestenol delta-isomerase (gene ebp). Gene Ontology annotation, cellular component: membrane; endoplasmic reticulum. Gene Ontology annotation, biological process: cholesterol biosynthetic process. Bases 309 to 1061 code for a protein of 250 amino acids. The transcript has 5 exons. Lineage: Eukaryota; Metazoa; Chordata; Actinopteri; Perciformes; Serranidae. Gene Ontology annotation, molecular function: steroid Delta-isomerase activity; C-8 sterol isomerase activity; cholestenol delta-isomerase activity. The record is from RefSeq and is a predicted model, not a curated record.